Messenger RNA from Ochlerotatus camptorhynchus, 2968 nucleotides. Its product is annotated as ethanolaminephosphotransferase 1. The record is from RefSeq and is a predicted model, not a curated record. Gene Ontology annotation, cellular component: Golgi apparatus; endoplasmic reticulum membrane. The transcript is spliced from 6 exons. The coding region runs from base 480 to 1640 and encodes 386 amino acids. Gene Ontology annotation, biological process: phosphatidylethanolamine biosynthetic process. Lineage: Eukaryota; Metazoa; Arthropoda; Insecta; Diptera; Culicidae. Gene Ontology annotation, molecular function: ethanolaminephosphotransferase activity.
UAUGCUCUGCUGCGGUGCGGAUUUGCGUGCGUGCGAUUGAACGUUUUUCUCCCGUGAUAAUAAUUCAAAUAACUACUAUUGUGUGAAAAGUGGUAGUAUGUUCUCCAAUAAUUCAAUUAACAUCAAGUGCGACAAGUGAACGUUACCGGUCACCCGACAGAUGUUCUAUUCAUUCGCGAAAAGAAGACUAGUGCAGUGCAGGUUGGUAGAGUGAGAAGGGACCGACCUCGGCCCCGGCGUUCGCAUUCUGCGGAAUCCUUUUUCCCUUCCAUUCCUGUCGUCAGUCAACCUGCCCUCCGUCGCCCACGCGCGUUUCUGCGUCUUACCCGACUGCGCCUGUCGUCGCUCGACGGAACGGAAGUGACAAAAGUUUAAAAACCCUUAGCAUUAAAGGGGGACUAUAGAGAGCGCACUGGGAACGUGAUCGCUGGGAAGCUGGAUUGUCCGGUGUACGGAAGUUGUAGACAUAAUCGACCAUCAUGGCUAGUGGAUAUCUCACCAAGGAACACCUCACGGGGUUCGAUAAUUACAAGUACAGUGCCCUGGACACUUCACCACUGAGUAUCUAUUUGAUGCAUCCCUUCUGGAACUGGCUAGUAGAGUAUUUUCCAAAAUGGGUCGCACCCAAUUUGAUGACAUUUGCCGGUUUCCUCUUCACGGUGGCAAACUUUGUGAUGCUGUCUUGGUACGACUGGGGCUUCUGGGCUAGUACGGACUGUGAAGACUGCACACCGAUCCCCAACUGGUUUUGGGUGCUGGCGGCAGUGAAUAUUUUCCUAGCAUACACACUGGAUGGCAUUGAUGGUAAACAGGCCCGCCGGAUAGGGCUGUCUGGACCACUGGGCGAGCUGUUCGAUCACGGGUUGGAUUCUUAUUCGGCGUUUUUCAUUCCUGCCUGCUUGUACAGUAUUUUCGGACGAGGGGAUCUGUCGGUGCCGCCGAUCCGUAUGUACUACAUCAUGUGGACGAUAUUUUUCAACUUCUAUCUUUCGCACUGGGAAAAAUACAAUACGGGUGUGCUGUACUUGCCCUGGGGAUACGAUCUAGGAAUGUGGGGAUCGGUGCUAAUGUACCUCGCCACAUGGCAGUACGGGUAUCAGAUGUGGAAGACGGAACUGCCUUGGAGCAUCUCUGCUGGUCAGCUGAUGGAACUUUGUUUGCACGUUAGUGCAAUGUCCAACUUGCCGAUGGUGGUGUACAACAUGUACAGAUCGUACAAGGAUCGCACCGGAAAGAUGCGUACGAUGAAGGAAGCAUUACGGCCUCUUUUCACUUAUGGAACGUUCAUGUUUGUGUCGCUUCUGUGGGUGUUCAUAUCUCCGAAUGAUAUUAUGAACCGGGACCCUCGUGCGGUCUACAUUCUUAGCGGGACAAUUUUUAGUAACAUAAGUUGUCGACUCAUUGUAUCUCAGAUGUCUAACACCAUCGCCGAAACUUUCAACGGAAUGACUGGAGUGUUGUGUGUCGCUGUUCUGAUGAGCAUUUCAAUGCCUGCCAUUGAGCGCCCUGUCUUGUACCUGCUAGUGAUUGGCAGUUCCUUAGGCCACUGGCAUUACGGAUCCGUUGUGGUGCAACAAAUGUGUGAGCAUUUCAACAGGAUAUGCUUCAAAGUGACAAAGCCAAAGGAAAUCAAACAGUAAGCUUCAAGUCAGUUUUUUGGCGUGACUCUGAUCGCAGCGUAUCAGUAAGAUUAACAAAGCAGCAUCACAUUUAAUGUAUAAAAAAAGAAGUUAAAUUGUAUAGAUAGGACGCGUAUACAAAACAAAAGUGACCACCACCCUAAUUAAGCAUAAUUUAUUUUAGCAGUUAAAAUGUUACGGCAUAAUUUUGCUCUUAGUUGUUCAAAUUAAUUGAAGCUAACUUUGCAUUUAUAGUAGAUACCUAUGAAUUACCUCACCGAAUUUCGUUCGUUCUCGAUAUCCACACUAGAACUACUCUCGAAAUGUUGAUGCUUAAUUUUCCCUUUAUUCCAAAGAGUUACUACACCCAAGGUAACACAAAUUAGCCAUAACGAUAAACGUGCGAUUAUUUUUUUUAACAUGGACAUGACGAUCAUCUCGACAAUAAGGAAAGGAACACUGCUUAACAGAUGAAAAAAAUAACUUACAGCUAGAUAUCGCAACAAAAUUUAGUAGGGAACAAGUGUUUAUAGUAUUUAUAUUUCUCUUGUGAUUCGUAGAAAAUUAGUUAGCAAGAUUCAUUUCGCUUGAUUAUUGCUUAUCCUUGAGCCUUCUACUUAAUGAUUGGUUUUUGGUUAUGUGUGCCAUUCUAGUUUUCGAUAUCUUAGUUUCUGUUUUCUUUUAGUUUACUAUAUUUCAAAAUUGUUGUUUUAACCCUAUGAAAAGUAUAUGCUUCCGCCGGAAUUUGCGUGUCUAAGAUAGAGAUGAGAUGUGUGCUAAGAUAUUUGUGGUUAUAAAUGUGAUGCUAUAAAAGAACUAAUUUGAAGACAAAGUCAUAUCCACAAGGUGUGUUGUAGAUGGAAUGGUUGUAAGAAAAUAUAUAUAUUUGACAUGUUGGACACAGGCUAAGAAUAAGAGCAAAUAUGCACCUCUUCCGAAAAUAACGUAUUCUAAUGCUUACAUUAGGAAUUGAUAACUACUUCAACAAACAUUCAUACGAAUACAUUCAUUGUCUCGAUUCUAAUGAUAUGAUUCACCUUUCAUAUGUCUUUUCCUUAUUUAGCAGCAUAGCAUUUCUGUUUAAUUGAGAAUAAAACGCAAACGCUUAUUAUCAUUAGAGGUAUUAUCCACAGGGAUGAUGCCCACUUUCCCAAACAAUACUAUCCGCAGCUACAGGGAAGAAGUGGGCAAUUGAAAAUCCUAUUGUAGGACGCUGUGUAGUACACAGACUAUUCUGAUAUUGCCGUUUAAACUACUGUAUCUACUCUCAAAUUAAUAAUUGUACUGUAAAGAAUCAGUUCAUGUAUAUCUGCAAGUGAAUAAAUCAAACAGAAGAAAACGACAGAGGA